Molecule: messenger RNA, 915 nt
Organism: Schizosaccharomyces osmophilus
Lineage: Eukaryota; Fungi; Ascomycota; Schizosaccharomycetes; Schizosaccharomycetales; Schizosaccharomycetaceae
Gene: erj5
Product: ER DNAJ domain protein Erj5
Exons: 1
Coding region: 1-915 (304 amino acids)
Cellular component (GO): endomembrane system
Source: RefSeq, a predicted model, not a curated record
AUGGUCAGUCGUUAUUUUUUGCUUUUCCUAUUCGUAGGCGUGUGCGUAGCAUGGAGUGCAUCUGAUAUUGAGAUAUUCCGAAUCGUUGACUCAUUGAGAACGAUCAUGAAGAAAAAACUUACAUUUUAUGAACUAUUAGAAGUUUCAUCAAAAGCAUCUAUUAAGGAAAUCAAUCGCGCAUAUAAAAAAAAGAGUAUUCUUUACCAUCCUGACAAAAAUCCCAGCACGGGGGAACUCUACACUCUGCUAGGCUUAAUUAUUAAUAUUCUACGAAAUACGGAUACGCGUAAACGCUAUGACCAUUUUUUGAGAAAUGGGUUUCCACGUUGGAAAGGAACCGCUUAUUUGUAUUCUAGGUACCGUCCAGGUCUCGGAGCCGUUCUUAUUUUACUUGCUGUUUUCAUUUCAUUUGCCCACUUAAUGAUGCGCGUAUUAAGUGUGAAACGCCAGAAAAAGAUCAUGCAAGAUCACAUUGAUUUGGCUAAGAAAUACGAACAAUACUCCAACACUGCUAAAGGAACGAAGCGUAUUGUCACGGUGCCUCAAGGAAAAAGAAUUUAUACGGUGGAUUCGUUUACGGGCCAAGUAUGUAUUUUAGACCCUUCAUCAAAUGUUGAGUACUUGGUAUCUCCAAACGCUGUUCCCAAUGUGAAAAUUUCCGAUAUCUUGUUAUAUCGAGUUCCCAAAUUCUUGUUACAAACCCUUGUCUUACGCUGGUUUCCAAUGAAUGACCGUUCUCAAGAAACCAACAUAGACUUAUCCAACGAGGAGGAAGAAAAGUCAGAGCCUAAAGAAAGAGUACCAGAACAGCAGACUAAGCCUGCCGAGAAUACGGCGAAAGCCGGUAAGCGUAGAGUCAAACGUCGUGCUAAUAGAGUUCCUCUUCGUAAAAACGAUCAAAUGACAAAUAAAUAG